UGCUGAGAAAAAAAGAAAGAAAAAAAAUUAAAAGAUGGAAGAGAAUUUCGCUCGGUCUCGGACGACGAUGAAAAUGUUGUGUGUUUAGCGUUGAUUCCCACAAAGGCCAGCCACCAGACCAAGACCCAACUCGGGGAACGAAUCGAAAAAAAGUGUGUGUUGUGGUGAAAAAUUGACGAUUGAUUGUGCUUUUCGCGUUAGCAUUAAACGGCGGAACCCGUCGCGACUCGCAAAGUGGCCACAGUGCGCCGGAAGUGGCCCUCGGGGAGUGCCUCCCUAGACCAGCAGCAACAGCAAGGAGUGUGUGUGUGCGUGUGUGUGUCACUGUCUGAGCUGAGCUCUUCUCGGGAUACAUUUUGGUUUUCUUUCUGGUCGUUUCCGAGAUCUGUGGACGGGGGCAAGUUCCGCGGCAUCGAAUCCGUGGAUCCGGACCAGACCGAGGUCAGUGGCCAGGACGGGCCAUCUUUUUCGAGAAAGGAGCAGCAGGAAAAAAAGCAGGAGGAGUGCUGCGCAGUGAAGAAGAAGGCGAAAAUAUCUGUGUGUAGUGUUUUGGGUUUGUGACCAGGUCGGGGCAGAUCCUCUCCUGUCCGGGGAAGGUGGCCAGGCCAGACCAGCUGGAGGCAAUCAGCUGCUGAAAAUCUGCUGGUGGAAGAUAUUUAUUGUGCGAGUGCGAAAUGGUGAUUCAAGUUGGCUGCUCCAGCAGCUAGGGAAGAGGAGCACACAAGAAGAAGCAAGAACCUGCUGCCACGGAGGGGGGAGACAUCCAAGAGUUGUGAGGGGGGACCAGUGAGAACGAGUGAGUGAGUGAGUGCGUGCGUGUGUGUGCGCACACAGACACACUCACACCUUUCUUGUCCGUGUGUGCCCACAGGGGGGCGCACAGUGAUGGAAAAUUGGAGGAACCGAUCUCCAUUGUCCGGUAGUGUUGCCGCCGUCGUUCCGGAACCGGAACGCAACCAGUAGCCGCAGCAGAUCUCUCCGCACAUCGGCAGCAGGCAGUCCCCUGGACACGACGACGGCAGCAGCCCCGCGGGAUCUUGGAGCGGCCACUGCUGCUGCCUGCCUGCCCUGUUUUGCCCUUUAAUAUGUUCGCUGGCGGCCAACACGUAUCGAUUACGGAUGCGACAGAUUACGACUUCGAGAAGGCGGAAAAUGCAGCCAAAUGGAAAGGUGUUUUCGUAACAUCGCUGAGAAAGGUCCUAGAGCAGCUGCAUCCCUCGUUGCAAGCACGCGAGGAUGCGUUGCUCUACGUCGAAAGCUUGUGCUUGCGCCUGUUGGCGAUGCUGUGCGCCAAACCGCCCCCGCACACGGUUCAGGAUGUCGAAGAUCGGAUUGGUCGCACCUUUCCCACCCCGAUCGACAAGUGGGCCCUGGGCGAGGCGCGCGACAUUAUCGACAAAUCCAAAAAGAAGAAACCGGUGCUUCCGGUUGACCGUGUGCACACCCUGCUGCAAAAGGAGGUGCUGCAGUACAAGAUCGACAGUUCGGUUUCGUUGUUCCUGGUCGCGGUGCUGGAGUACAUUUCGGCGGACAUUCUGAAGCUGGCGGGCAACUAUGUGAAGAACAUUCGCCACAUCGAGAUAUCCCGCGAGGACAUCGAGGUCGCCAUGUGCGCUGACAAGGUACUCAUGGACAUGUUCUACCAAGGGGACAGCUCGAGCUCGAUGGCCCCGAGUCCGCUGCCGCCCACGCCUCGUACCAGUCUCAGCUACGAGGAGGUCGUCAAGGAGCUCAUCCACGACGAGAAGCAGUACCAGCGCGAUCUGCACAUGAUCAUCCGGGUGUUCCGCGAGGAGCUGGUCAAGAUCGUCCGAGAUCCCAAGGAACUGGACUCGAUUUUCUCCAACAUAAUGGAUAUCUACGAGGUAUCCGUGACGCUGCUCGGUUCGCUCGAAGAUGUCAUCGAAAUGUCGCAGGAGCAAACUCCUCCCUGCAUCGGUAGCUGUUUCGAAGAACUAGCGGAAGCGGCCGAAUUUGACGUGUACGCAAAGUACGCGAAAGAUAUCACAUCGGUUCAGGCGAAGGAAGCCUUAGCAAAUUUAUUGGCGAGGCCGGAGGCGAAUUCGCUCAUGUCGGCCGGUCACGGUUUCAGGGAAGCGGUUAAGUUCUAUCUACCAAAACUACUUUUAGGGCCCAUCGGGCAUGCACAGUUGUAUUUAGAUUAUAUUAAAAUUUUACUACAGCUUAGUCCUUUGAAGGAGGACAAAGAGAGCUUCGAGCAAGUGCAGGGUUUGCUGAAACCGCUGCAGUGCGAGCUGCAAAGUAUAUCGUCGUUGCUGCCCAAGGAAUAUUUUGCCAGGGUAAACAGUCGAGCCCGGAGGCAGUCGGCGAUCGAAAAGACCCGCGAUCUGCAAAACAGCGUAGAACACUGGGACAAGGACGUGGGCCAGUGCUGCAACGAGUUCAUCCGGGAGGAUACGCUGGCGAAGCUGAGCUCCGGAAAGCGCCAAACCGAACGGAAAGUGUUUCUGUUCGACGGGCUGCUGGUGCUGUGCAAAACCCGGCGGCAAAUCGUCCCCGGUAACAACUACGACUACCGAUUAAAGGAACGUUUCUUCAUGCGUAAGGUGGAAAUCAUCGAUCGGUCCGACACGGACGAGUUGAAGUACGCGUUCGAAAUCUCGCCACGGGAACCGACCAGCGUCGUGCUGAUCGCUAAAAACGCCCAGCACAAAAACGACUGGAUGGCCGAUCUGGUGAUGCUCAACACCAAAUCCAUGCUGGAGCGCAUUCUAGACAGUAUUCUACUAGACAUCGAGAAGAAACACCCACUGAAGCUACCUACUCCGGAAAUUUACGCGUUUGCCGUGCCCGAUUCGCCCUCCAACAUUGUGCUGGAGGAGCGCGAAGGCACCGGAGUCCCACUCAUCAAAGGCGCAACCCUGACCAAGCUGAUCGAGCGGCUAACCUACCACAUCUACGCCGACCCGAUGUUUGUGCGCACCUUCCUCACCACGUACCGGUCGUUCUGUUCGCCCCGGGAACUGCUGCGGCUGCUCGUGGAGCGGUUCGACAUUCCGGAUCCGACGCUGGUGUACGACAGCGCCGCCGACAAGGACAUCGGCUCCGACCUGGACAAGUUUCACAAAAACUCCCAACGGGAGGACUGGAAGCGCUACAAGAAGGAGUACGUCCAGCCGGUUCAGUUCCGGGUGCUGAACGUGCUGCGACACUGGGUCGACCACCACUUUUACGACUUCGAGCGGGAUUCGGAGCUGCUGGACGAGCUGCUGCGGUUCCUGGAGACCGUGCGGGGCAAAUCCAUGCGGAAGUGGGUAGACUCGGUGUUGAAGAUUGUGCAGAGAAAGAACGAAAGCGAGGACAACCAUCGGCAGAUAACGUUCGCGUUCGGGCACAGCCCGCCGGCGAUCGAGCACCACCUGCCGCUGAGCAGCGAGCACGAGUUCAAUCUGCUGACGCUGCACCCGCUCGAGCUGGCCCGCCAGUUGACGCUGUUGGAGUUUGAAAUGUAUAAAAAUGUGAAGCCAUCGGAACUGGUUGGUUCGGUGUGGACCGGAAAAAAUAAAGAAACUACUAGUCCUAAUUUAUUAAAAAUAAUACACCACACUACAAAUUUUACCCGCUGGAUCGAGAAGUCGAUCCUGGAGGCGGAGAACUUCGAGGAGCGUGUGGCGAUGGCAUCGCGUGCAAUAGAGGUGAUGAUGGUGCUGCAGGAUUUGAACAACUUCAACGGCGUCCUGUCGAUCGUGUCUGCGUUCCAGGGUGCGGCCGUGCACCGGCUCAAGCUGACGCUGGAGGAGAUCUCGAAGAGCUACCAGAAGGUGCUGGCCGAGUGCGGCGAGCUGAACAAUUCGCACUACCGGAAGUACCAGGAGAAGCUGCGUUCAAUAAAUCCACCCUGUGUGCCAUUUUUUGGAAUGUAUUUAACCAAUAUUUUACAUAUAGAGGAAGGGAAUCCAGAUAUUUUACCAAAUACGGAACUAAUAAACUUCUCUAAGAGAAGGCGUGUAGCUGAAAUCACCGGUGAAAUACAGCAAUAUCAAAAUCAACCCUACUGCUUAAAAAUUGAUCCUAUCAUGAGGCAUUUUCUAGAGAAUUUAGAUCCUUUUAAAGGAAUGAGCGUUACGGAGAUCUCAAACUACGUUUACGAGGAGAGUAAGCGAAUAGAGCCGAAAAAUUGUCGUCAGCCGCUCAAAUUCCCCCGCAAAUGGCCCGACAUUCCGUUAAAGUCCCCGGGCAUCAAGCCGUCGUCGCGGCGCAACAACAGCUCCGCCAACUCGUCGAUGACGCUAACCGGCACGUUACCGUUCAGCAAGACCUCGCUGCUGAACAACAACGACACCGGCGGGGAGCAGUCACCGCCGGCCAACUCAUCGUCGUCUUCCGUGCACGACUACUCGAUAUUUGCCCCCGUCAAUAUCCACUCGUCGUCGUCAACGUCCACCAGUUCAUCACAGUACUACCAGCAUCACCACCAGCAACAGCAGCAUCAUUCGUUCUACCAGCAGCAUCACAGCAUCACGCAGGGUUACAACAGCUGUAGGAAGGCCACUUCCUCCUCGGCAACAUCGCCACCGUCGCAGGGUUACAGCUUCUCGCAGUCGGUGGUCAAUCUGGCGUCGGCCUCGGACCAGCAGAUGGCGCCGGAGAUUCCCCGACGGUCCGACAGUAUUAUCCUAACCCACGCGCCGUACAAUCUGAACAACAGCAGUCUGUCCGAGUCGAGUGGAAAUCCGUGCGGCAGCGGUGGCGGAAGUGGCAAGCUCGUGCCCAGUCCACGCAAUCCCUACUCGUCGAUGAGUGCGCUGUCCUCGUCCUCGUCCGGUAUCAGCGUUUCCUCCUACUUUGGCAUUUUGAGCGCAUCGAGCAGUGAUGGUAACAGCAACAAUAAUCCUUCUACCGCUACUAGCUUUAAACUUACGCCAAUGCUUAGUCAGCCCCCCAAAGUAGUAAGCAAUACGCAGCAUGCUGAAGACACUCCCAAUUCGAUUCUUUCAGCGUCUGGUCUGGGAGCCGGCGGAGGCGGAGGCAUGGCCAGCAGCUCAGCUGCAACGAACGCCACCAGUAUAGUGUCGCUAAGCGACGGCCCAACGGCACCACUUCCCCCGCUGUCAUCGUCCGUUCCACCUUCCAACAACAACAACAACAACAACCCAACCGGGUCCGGCAACUCGUCCUCAGUUUCGUCGUCGGCCUCGGCCAGCUCGUCGUCGACCGUGGUGGUGUCCUCGACGGCGUACGGUGCCGGAACGCAGCAAUCCAAUCUACCACCGCCACCACCAACGCCCUCGUCCGCGGCGUCCGGCGUUGGUGACAUUCCACCUGCGAUAAGUCCCCGUACUGACAAGCCGGCACAUCCGCCAGCACCGCCGCCGUUGCGCAACAAUGGCGGUGGCGGAGGCGGCACCGAGUUUUGCUACAACAUGUCGUCCUCGUCGUCGUCGUUCGGACUACCCAACUGUACAUCACCGCAUGCAACUAGUAGUAGUAGUAGUAGUAGCUUUAGGAAUAAUUCAACCAACCCCUUAAAAAAUCAAAACUGUGAUUUCACCUCCGCGAGUGCCGCUCUGAACCGCUCAUCGUGCGAGAACUCGCCCAUCUACCCGUCGAGUCCGAAGAUGUACUUCUCGACGACGGCGGCGGCCGGAACUUCCUCCGGUAUGACCGACUUCAACUACAGCAGCAGUGCCAGCGCCGUGUCGCCUUCGCUGUCCACGUCGUACAACAGCGCAUCGUCGACGACGGCCGACUCGAUGAUCCUGAACGCCACCACUUCGGGGACGGGAAUGAGUGGCGGCGGCGGCUUUGGCGGCAGCAGCAGUGGCGACUUUGGUCCGAUUCCCAUCUCACCGCACGUCAACGUACCAAAUGCACACAAUAUUCCUCCUCCUAUGCCGCCUCCUCUACCUCCUAGGGUUAAACGAAAAGAGUCAUCCGGAGAAUCGUCCCAGUCUUCGCAGGUUCGACAAGCGCCGGACGCGCCCAGGCUUCCUCCGAGAGAUCUCAGUCCACCUCCGUUACCGCCACGUACCCACAUCCAGUCACACUAUCUGUUCGGUAACGUGCAACAGCAGCAACAGCUCUACAAUUCCAGCUGCGCAGUCAGCGACAGCUGGAACCAUGGGCACCAGUUUCCGAAGGACGAAUCCGCGUCGUCAUCGUCCUCCUCGUCGACGCUCACCCGCGACAACCUGAACCAGCACAACCAGCAGAACACGAGCGAGCAGCGGUUGCUCAUGUUGCCGCACACCAGCACCAUCAUGAUGCGCCGCAACUCGGCCAUGGACCGGGCCUCCAAGGAGAACGUCCCAAACAUUGCCGCGUCGCCGUCGCUCUCCGGGCUGGCCAGCACUAGCGGUACAACGGGUGGUGUAGGGGGUGGCGCAAUCGGUGGUCACGUUGGCAGUGGUUCCACCACGCCGGCUUCGACGCCGGCCAGCGGCAUCAAGGUCAAAUCCGUACAAAACUCUCCCGUGUCACAGCAGCAGCAGCAACCGUUGGUUUGUGGACGACGGCCUAGCACGAAUAUUUCGCCACGGUUUUCGCCCGGAGAAACGACACCCAAAUUACCUCCGAAGCCAAAGCAAACGAAUCUGACUUCACAUUCAGAUCGAACGAUGUUCCCAUAUCCGAGCACAAACUGACCAAGCGGAAAUGGUUGCGGGCGCCAUUUCCUACGGUAGGCGCAGCGAUUUCACCAAUCAACAAACGUCGUCCAGAGUCGUCGCCGUCGUCGUCAUCAGUGAAUGAGCUAGCUCGCUUCCGUGGGCUGGGAAUCGAGCCACCUCAUUGGAUUGUUUAUUUUUUUUUAUCGUUUUCUUUUAACGUUUGACUUUAAUAAAUUUGUUUAGUUUUUUUCUUUUAAUCAAACCGAAGGUGGAUUGAAGGGAUGUCCUAGGAGAAGAAAUAAAAAAGUGCCAUAGCUAGAUGAAAGACGAGGUAGCGGAGAAUUCCUUCAAAUUUAAACCAGGUGUCAGGGUCGGGCAAGAGUUUCCGUUUUCUCGCGUUAGAGGCCAUCACAAAAAGAAGGUAAAAAACAAAAGUGUCGUGUUCCUAUAUUUGCUUAAUGUAAAUACUGUUAGUGAAGAAAA
This is a messenger RNA of Culex pipiens pallens (northern house mosquito), 7052 nucleotides long. It is a transcript of the gene Sos, whose product is annotated as protein son of sevenless. The record is from RefSeq and is a predicted model, not a curated record. The transcript is spliced from 19 exons. Lineage: Eukaryota; Metazoa; Arthropoda; Insecta; Diptera; Culicidae. Gene Ontology annotation, molecular function: guanyl-nucleotide exchange factor activity; protein heterodimerization activity; DNA binding. Bases 1086 to 6605 code for a protein of 1839 amino acids. Gene Ontology annotation, cellular component: nucleosome; plasma membrane. Gene Ontology annotation, biological process: positive regulation of GTPase activity; Ras protein signal transduction.